Messenger RNA from Scatophagus argus, 659 nucleotides. RefSeq lists its product as uncharacterized. Gene Ontology annotation, biological process: peptidyl-histidine dephosphorylation. Gene Ontology annotation, molecular function: protein histidine phosphatase activity. The transcript is spliced from 3 exons. Gene Ontology annotation, cellular component: cytosol. Bases 58 to 489 code for a protein of 143 amino acids. The record is from RefSeq and is a predicted model, not a curated record. NCBI's taxonomy places the organism in Eukaryota, Metazoa, Chordata, Actinopteri, Scatophagidae.
GUCUCUUUAAGACAGGAAACGUCCCAGUCCAAGUAAAGACAUUUGCCAGAGCGCACCAUGUUGUCUGUCGUCGGGAGACCUCUGAGCAGACUCAAAGUCUCCGGUGCCUUCAGUAAAGCUACAGUCGCAAUGGCAGACGCUCUGGCUAAAAUUCCCGAUGUGGAGAUUGAUCAAGAGGGAACCUUUAAGUACAUACUGGUCAGAGUGAAAGUAAAAGAUGGCGAUCAGAGUAAAGACAUAGUGCGAGGCACAAAAAGUGCAGAGUACCACAAUCAUAUAUUUGAGAAAGUCAGCCCAGCUAUGGAGGCCUUGGGUAUGGAGUGUAAAUGCCUUGGAGGAGGAAAGAUAGAGCACAACAGCCAGGAGAAAAAACUACGAGUGUUUGGAGAAUCAACUGCCUUUGGUAAAGCAGACCAUUCUGUCUCCGUUGAGAAGUUGAAGAGUGCCUUCAGCGGCUAUGAGAUCACUUGGUCUGAUGACAAAAAAUAAGGAUGUAAACCCGUAUCUCAUUUCACCUAUCUUUAUUUAUAUAUCCAUCGUCUCAUUCAAAUACACCAUUCUGCAUUAAACUGUUUUUGUCUGAAUCUGUGAAAGCACAAAAGCUGACCGCUAAAAGAUUUACUUUCACUUGCUUUACAAUAAACUUUGUCAGAACUGAG